Molecule: messenger RNA, 896 nt
Organism: Aspergillus fijiensis CBS 313.89
Lineage: Eukaryota; Fungi; Ascomycota; Eurotiomycetes; Eurotiales; Aspergillaceae
Exons: 1
Coding region: 243-788 (181 amino acids)
Source: RefSeq, a predicted model, not a curated record
CUACACUCUUCAAACCCACUAGGCUCAUACUUCUUUAUCUCUACAACUAUCAAAAACCGUUACACAGUCUCUUCUUCCCACGAUCUCAUCUCUACAACCUGUAGACUCUUUCUGUCUUCUGCCCAAACCUGGAGAGCAACCCCAAUCUCUCCGAUCCAAUCCAUCCUACAAGUUGGAAAACCUGCGAACAGACUACACACUCAGAACCCAACUCACCAAACUUCAUCCAUCAGACCGAAACUAUGUCUUCGCACCCAUCGUCCAGCGACAACAUCACCCGCGCUAUCCCCGACAACACCCACGGUGAAAACCACGACGCCUCCACCCACCAGACCAAGAAAGAACAGGAACCCACCAUCCCACACAACCCCGAAGAACAGAACACCGUCCCUCAGGACACCGUGGACGGAGAUGAGACCUCCAAGCUCCCCGAGAGCCACGAUACCACCGCAGACGCUAUGACCCACCCCACCUCGCCCAAGCCAAACAUGACACAAGUCAAUCCGGAUGAGACAGUCCACCCUGUGUCCACCAACCCCGACCCAACUCUCCCCGAGGAGAUCGAGGCCAGCAUCAACGCAGCCCGACGUACAAUGGAGACAUUCGACCGACGCCUCACCCACCUGGAAGCCGGGGUCGAGCAUCUGCAGCAGCAGCUCCAGGACCAAGCGGCGCGGACCCGGCAGCUGGAGGCCGACGUUCAUCGCCUGAUGCGUACUGCAGACAGUCAUCAGAUGAGCAUUCUGCAGAUCUACCGGCGCGUUGAAGAGUGGUACUGGUUCCAGUAGCUCAGAGGCACGUUGGCACCCGGAAGGACCAUCGAACACACCGUUUUGUGUUGGAGAAGGAAGUUGGACAUGGACUCCCGGGCUAGGUUGACUAUUUCUUGUAUUCUU